Messenger RNA from Aspergillus viridinutans, 2040 nucleotides. Its product is annotated as peroxisomal copper amine oxidase. Bases 1 to 2040 code for a protein of 679 amino acids. Gene Ontology annotation, biological process: amine metabolic process. The transcript has 2 exons. The record is from RefSeq and is a predicted model, not a curated record. Gene Ontology annotation, molecular function: quinone binding; copper ion binding; primary methylamine oxidase activity. NCBI's taxonomy places the organism in Eukaryota, Fungi, Ascomycota, Eurotiomycetes, Eurotiales, Aspergillaceae.
AUGGCUGAUAAAUGCUGCACUGGAAAGCGUCGCUCUUAUGCAUCGUCUAUUCAUCCACUAGACCCUCUGUCUGUUGACGAGAUUACCACCGCUGCUACGCUCCUUCGCCAACAUGCGCACCCAAUCGCCCUCAAAUUCAAUUGCAUUACCCUCCACGAGCCGCUCAAAGCCGAGCUGACAGCUUUUCUGGGUGGAACAGGGCCCCGUCCCGCCCGUCUUGUCUUUUCCAUCAUGCUCAAGAAGGGCACUCCGGAGAUCUCCGAGGCUAUUGUCAAUCUGACAACAAGGAAGGUUGAAUCCUGGAAGAGCGUCAAAGAUGUUAUGCCGACGCUGACUCUGGAUGAUCUCAACAUCGUCGAGCGCAUCGCCAGCAAGGAUCCCCGGGUGAUCGAAGCAUGCCGGGAAAUUGGCAUAACGGACAUGUCCCGUGUCUAUUUUGACGCCUGGGCCAUUGGGAUUGACGAGCGCUGGGGCUUUGAGCGCCGGCUGCAACAAGCACUGCCGUAUUACCGCAGCUCCCCACAUGACAAUCAGUAUGCGCACCCGCUUGAUUUUACGGUUGUCGCCGACACAGAGACCGAGGAGAUCCUCAGCGUGGAUGUCAGACGUGUGAAAGGAGAACGAACUCCGGUGCCUCUGGACGAGCAUAACUAUCUCCCUCAGUUUAUCAAACAUCAGUAUCGUCCAGAUCGCCUAAAGCCCAUUGAAAUUACGCAGCCAGAGGGCGUCUCAUUCAGGAUGAAUGGCAAUGAGAUCGAAUGGGCCGGACUCAAAAUGCAUAUUGGGUUCAACUACCGCGAAGGCAUCGUGUUAUCGAACAUCCGGAUCGACGACCCGUACGAGAAGCGCGAGCGGAAGCUGUUUCACCGUGUCAGUGUGGUGGAGAUGGUGGUUCCGUACGGCUGUCCCAAGCCACCGCAUCACAAGAAGCACGCCUUUGACGUGGGUGAAUAUGGUUCUGGGUUCAUGACCAACUCGCUCAAGCUCGGCUGCGACUGCAAGGGUGCCAUCCACUACCUGGAUGCCGUUCUAGCCACAUCCACCGGCGACGCCACCGUUAUCGAGAACGCUAUCUGCAUUCACGAAGAAGACCACGGGCUCCUCUACAAGCAUACCGACUUCCGCGACGGCAACGUCAUCUCAGCUCGCGACCGCAAACUCAUCAUCUCCCAGAUCAUCACGGCCGCCAACUACGAGUACGCCUUCUACCACACCUUCACGCUCGACGGAACGUACAAACUCGAAGUCAAGCUCACAGGCAUGCUCAACACCUACUGCCUGCACCCCACUGAACAAGCCGCACCCUUCGGCACCGAGAUCGCCCGCGGCCUCGACGCCCAGAACCACCAGCACAUCUUCUCCCUGCGCGUUGACCCCGAAAUCGACGGCCCCAGCAACACCGUCGUGCAAAGCGACGCUGUCCCCAUGGCCGACCCCGUCGGCUCCCCCGCCAACCCCUACGGCAACGGCUUCUACGCCAAAAAGACACCCCUCCGGACCGCCCUCCAAGGCGCAGCAGACUACUGCCAUGAAACCACCCGCUCAUGGGACAUCACCAACCCGACCCACCUCAACCCAUCCACCCGCAAGCCCAUCGCCUACAAGAUCCUCAACAAUAACUGUCCCCCGCUGCUCGCAAAACCGGGAAGCACGGUCCACAAGCGCGCAGGGUUCGCGCGCCACGCGCUCUGGGUCCUGCCCUAUCGUGACCACGAGGUCUUUCCUGCGGGGCAGUACGUGUGCCAGUCAACAGGGGAAGAGGACCACCCGCACAAUCCGACGAUCGUCGACUGGGCAGCGAGGGACGAGUGCAUCGAGAAUACGGAUAUUGUGUGUUAUAUCCAGUUUGGACUCACCCAUUUCCCGCGCACGGAGGACUUUCCGAUCAUGCCUGCGGAGCCGGUGAGUGUGAUGCUGCGGGCAUCGAAUUUCUUUCAGAAGAAUCCGGCGCUGUGGGUGCCGCCUUCGGAUGUGGUGAGGGAUCUGAGUUCGAGGAAAGCAGUUGAGGCGAAGCAGUUGAAGGAGACGUCGAGGCUAUAG